UAGCUCCAAUCCUGAUGAGACCCAGAAUUUCAUUUCACGCUCAGUCAUCAUCUAGUAUGAAUAAUAACAGCCUGUCAAACUACAAAUAUCUCAGAUAGCCUCAUUCGUAAUACAUGCUUCUCUCUUUGAAUGUAGGUGAGCUGUCUUAACAGUAACAAUUAAAUUCCCCCCCAAAAGUGAAUAUAAACUGAAUAGAGGUCUUAAGUUCCCCGUGAUAGGAUUGAUUUUUGGAUCGAUGUUUUUAGAUUUUAUGAACAAGAUGAUUCAUUUUACCCAAAUCUCUUCUGAGUUACUAACUGAGAAAAUAGGGUAACUGCAGAUGAACCUGGGUCUAUCAUACUUAAUUUACGCAAAUAUUAAGAAAUUUGUAGUCAGACUGCAUAGUCGAUAGUCUAUGAUGACUAGAGUAGUAAACUACAUUUGUUAUCCGACAGAUAACUAGGCAUGCGAAGUCAUAAACCACAUACAUAGAUCUACCUGUCUCAUCAGCCGCACAAAAGUAACCGAAGCAAUGAACUACUAAAUUUUUUUCAUGAUAGAGCAUUUCUGCAUGAGGUGGAUUUCAAAAAGAAUCUGCACAUACUGUCCGAGAAGUAAAUGAUCAAUUCACAGGAUUCUGAUAUGCUGACCAUUACUCCAAACCAGUGAAACAGCUGCCCGUCGUUCAGGCUAAUCCAAUAUGAUACGCGAAACCAGUAGACCAACGUAAAAGACCCUUAAAUUUUCAUUUCGUUCUUUUUUCAAUCUUAAUAAAUCUGAAAGAAAUAAGUAAUUCUGGAAUUUGUGUGGCUAACUGUUUUGAGAGUCUUUGCUUACAGUUUACUGUUAAAUGGCACUAGUUAUUCAGAAUACAAAUAGGUUUAUCACCUAGGUAUAAGCAGAAGUUUUCAGCCGAUCAGUAAUUUCGUUUGUUUAGUACACACUAAAUGCUACGUCAUAUCAUCAAUUUUCAUAAAAUAUACACGCAAUGGCUACUGUAUAUAAUGAAGCAACAACGUAACAGGCUUAGGUGACCUUGAAAUUCCUGUUUGAAUUCUAUGCCCGCCAAAUUACUAGCUACAGAUAGUAUUUUAUAUCCAGGAUAACUAAAAUGCAUUUUAAAAUUAAUUAUGUCGGAUAAACACUAUCCUUUUUACGUUAAAAUGUCCAAUUCCUAGGUCAAAUAAAAGUGUGUUACGUUUCACUGUAAAAUGUUUUAUUUUCGAAUUAAUUUUCGGAGACUAAUAUAUUUUUAUCAUUCUUUACUUCCUACGUUUUUUUCUAGUUUGCCCCCAUUACCUAGACCAGUGUCAUUUCCACUAGUUGAAUCAAUAUCACAACCAACUAAACGGUUACAUUAUUCCAAAUCGUUACAUAAUUUUAGCAAUACUUUUGAUACUACUUACAACAGCCAAUCAGUAGUUCUAGAAAGUAUACACAAGUCUCAUGCGCUACAUUAUUCUUGGCCAUUAUUAAAGCAUUUGAAAAAUCAUAAUUCUGUAGUCAAUUUAUGUAAAAUGAGGAAUAUUCAACGUGUCACUUCUGAUUGCCAAAAAUCCCAAUAUACAUUACAACCAACAGCAGAGACUAAUAAUGGUAUAAAAGAGAAACUUGAAACUGAACAUAACACAACAUUGUCUACUGAGAAUCAAAACACUUCACUAGCAAAUGAGAAUGAAAUGGCUUUCGUCUGUGAUAAUGAGAAAAAAGAAGAUGAUACUCCUACUUCUCAUUAUUUGGAAAUGAAUUUAAAUGAAAGUGAACUGGAACAAGAUAAUCGAUUGGUAGUUUUAAGAAAUCAAUCUUUAUUGAAUAAACGAAUAAAAGCAUUCUCAGCCUGUUCUCCACCAGAUAUUAUGUUAUCAAAUUCAUCGACUGAAAUGUCAGUGAAAAUAUUCCCAAAUUUUACUCAGUCUUCAUCAUCAACAUCAAUGAAAGAAAGAAUUAUCAGUAAUCGAGAUAAUAAUGAUAUAUUUGCUAAUUUAUUCUUUGAAAAACUUUCAUCUGCACAACCGAUAAAAUCUUCUGUUUAUUGUUCUACAUCUUCAUAUCAUGCUAACAAGCAUGAUAAGUGUACAAAAAAACCUUUAUCAUAUGUAUCUUUACAGAAUUCACUUCAAUCUUCUUCCCUUUUCUCUUCUUCUUGUCAAUCUACUUCAACAAGGUCUCGUAACAGUCUAUUUAAUAAUGCCUACAGUAGUAUUGGUGCUGAUGUGACUGGUAAUAAUUGCUACGGUACCACCAGUAGUAGUUGUAGUAUUUUGCCCAUGACAUCAGCAGUGUUCAGUGGAUCCACCUUAUUCAAUGCCAAUUGUAGUAGUAUUAAUAGACCGCGUACAUCAAGUGAUGUAAGCAAUAUGCGCCGAUCGGGCUUCUGUUAUUCUGGAAGUAUUACACAGCAAUCACAAGUGAAACAAAAUCAACCUCCAGAUAACCAUUCAUACCAGAAUCGAUAUUUCCAUACAUCAAAUACAAUCGGUUGUCAACUGGCACCGAAUAGUUUUUCGAGUCUAAAAUUAUGUAGAGACUUAACAAGUAUCACUGAAUCUCAGGAAACUGUGAAUCCAGUCAGUAGACCACGUGCAGCUACAGUCGGUUGCAAUUUACUGUUUGGCAGACAACGAUUAUCAGCAGCAUUGAAUCACAUAAAAUUGAAUUGGUCUAAAAAACAAUCAACCAGUCAACAGAAAUGUUCAAUUCACUCUAAAAAUAUCUCUUCAGAUAGUUUAACUACUCAUAAUAACAAAAGUAGUAUACAUAGAAAAUCGGAAAUAUCACGAACUAAACAUUUGCAUAUGAAACAAGUUGAAAAAGAACAUGAUGAUGAAUACGUUGAAACAUUUGAAAUGGAUAUGAAUCUUUUUCCUGAUAAUUUAGAACACUUAACCUGCAGAACAGAAGCAAUUCCAGAUCUAUCAAAUCAUUAUGUGAUCUUAUGAAUGGUAGAAGAAGAAAAAGAAGUGAUUAGUAGAAUGAACAGAAUAUAUUUUCACUUUUCUCAGGUUCACAAAAUAAAUAUUCACAGGGAAUUUCGAGCAUUUAUCUUUUACUUUAUAUGUUGGAAGCUUUUCGUUAUCUCGUCGAUCACCGGUGAAGUAUGUCUUAAGGCUUUAAACUAUUCAUUAUAUCAUGUCAGUCAAAAGCGAAGCUUAUUCACCAAGUGAAAACAAUUCCAUUCCACAUAAAGAAGAGUAUAGUGUUUCAUUUUUAAUUCAAACUGUUCCUGUAAAUAUUAUUACUUUUAUAAGCAUUGUACAAUCGAAGAAAUAGAGAUAUUUGUUGAAGUUUCCUUUGUGAAUUAUUCUUAUUGGUUCGUUUUAUGUUCAUGAAUUUCAUGAAUUACGUAGUGGGAUUAAAUCCUUAAAAUUAAUCAUUCCCAACUUGUUUAGAAUUGGACAUGAAGUACCUCAAUAAAUGAACUGUGAAAUGUUGAAUACCUCUCUCUCUCUCUCUCUCUCUCUCUCUCUCU
Messenger RNA from Heterobilharzia americana, 3448 nucleotides. The record is from the annotation of a GenBank genome assembly. Lineage: Eukaryota; Metazoa; Platyhelminthes; Trematoda; Strigeidida; Schistosomatidae.